UGAACCACAACAACCGGAACACGAGAAACAACUGUGAUAAUGGCGUUAGACGAGCGCUGCCGCUUUUGCAAAGGUAACUUAAGAGUCAAUGGAACGCUGACAAAUACGAAAAAAGUAUUUGAAGCAAACAAAGCACUUAAAGAGAAAACGGUCUUCGAACGGUUGCAACAACUGGGAUUAACUCUAAAAAAAUGCAAGUCGAGAUCCAUUCGGAUCUGUAGGACAUGUCUCCGACUGAUCAGCAGAUUAGAAAGUGACUUAUCCGUGUUUAGAAGAUGGCAAGAAGAGGAAAGAGAAGACAGUGCCGUGGCAGCCACCUCAAGCGACGCUGCACAGGGACCUUGCCAGACAUUUGAAGCUGUAAGGCUGGAAAAAAGGGACAGGGAGCCGAGUCCAUCUACACCGAGAUCCAGCAAGAAACGACGUCCUGCAUCCCAAACUCCAACCCCAACAAAUGCACCAACUAGACUUUUGCCGAAGCCAGCCGACAAGAAGCCGGUAUUUUGGAGCCAUACGGAGGUUGUGAUUCACUACCCAUCACGUCCAGGAGAGCUCCCACAGCAUUAUGACUGCAGGGAGGAGCAGCUAUUGGAGCAGGAAGUGAACUACUGUCUACAGGAGGAGGAACCAGACCCUCCUAGGAUCAAAGAGGAACCAGAAGAACCCAGACUUGUACAGUUUAAAGAGGAGCAGGAUGAACUCGGACCUCCAAAGAUCAAAGAGGAAGAAGCAGAACCUCCACAGAGAGAAGAAGAAGAACCAGGUAUCAGCUUUCCUCCUGCUGCAGAAGAUGUGGGAGAUGAUGCCAUCUGUGAUCAACAGUUUCAAGAGGACCAGGAAGAACCCAAACCUUCACAGACUGAGGCACUUUGCACCAAAUGGGAAGGAGAGCGAUUUAUACUGUUUGAAAGUGUUCCUUCUGCUGAGGAGCAAAGUGAUCUACGUGAAGCAGAAGAAGUACCAUGCAAUGAGCAGUUCCUCUCUGGUGGCUCUGAAGCCCAAGAUCGGAAAAACUGUAGUGACUCAAAAUCCAGGGUAAAUGCAGAAGUGAAAAAACUAACGUACUUCAUUGUGACGGUGUGAACAAUGUUCCUGAGGCAGAGAAACAAGCUGAACAUCAAAGUAUCUGUGGUCAAAGUUUUAGCCUACAGAGAACUUUGUUGGUCCACAUGAGAACUCACACAGGUGAGAAGCCGUUUUCUUGUGCAACAUGUGGAAGAAGGUUCACUGUCAAGUGUAAUUUGUUGCUCCACAUGAGGAUUCACAAAGAGAUGAAGUCAUGGAUGUCUCUUCAGGAAGUCGAGCUUAAACCCAGAAUCAGCAGGGAUCAUCCCGUUUAUAAGAAUAUUUUUGCUGAUAUUUUUAAAGUUAUUUGUGAAUUUUACUGUUGAGACUGUGCUGAGGUUAAAUGUUUUGUUUCUGUUUUGUGACAACAGAUGAGAUUUGAAUGCAUUUGGUUUCUACUUUGUGGAGCGAGAGGCUGACAAAUUUUUGCAUCACAAAUCUCAGAAAAGCACAGUUUGUUUUUAACAUGAUCAUUUUUGAUGUUAAAUUUGAUUUUUUUUUUUUGUUUCUUUUUGUUUUUCUAUUUGAAAGAAUUUUCUUUCUCUGUAGCCAGACACGCCACCAGUUCUUCUUUUGCUGUAUAUUUUUCAAUAAAUGAGACUUUAUUGGAAACA
Molecule: messenger RNA, 1679 nt
Organism: Salarias fasciatus (jewelled blenny)
Lineage: Eukaryota; Metazoa; Chordata; Actinopteri; Blenniiformes; Blenniidae
Exons: 3
Coding region: 40-1083 (347 amino acids)
Source: RefSeq, a predicted model, not a curated record